AUGUUUAAACGUUCUUUUUCAUCGAAAGACCGGGCGGGCAAGUCAGUUAGACCGGCGAAGAAGACAUAUCGCGAGAAUUUGAGAGCCAAAUUGCAGGAGAGUUUGGAUAGUCCGCCGAUUGGGAGCACCCUCACGAGUCCUAUCAUCACCCUGGUGGUAGGCAGUGACAAUCGCCUCUUUGCCGCCCAUGAAGACGUCCUUUCUAUUUCGCCUUUCUUUUCUGCUGCCGUAAGAGAGCAAUCUCUUGAUGGCAAUGCGAAACAGAUUGCCCUGCCUGAAGAAGAACCCGAGAUACUAUCCUGCGUCCUCGAAUUCCUGUAUAAGGGUGACUACUACCCACGCUUGAUGCACAACAAGCGUCGCAACUCCUGGCAACUCGAGGAUGCGCAGGAUCUUUCUAAAACCGGUGGCCGCGGGUCCAGCGAAGCCACAAUGUUUCAUCCUGGUGUCAACGACUACCUCCUCCGGGAUACCGUCAUCUACUGUGCCGCUGAGAAGUACGGCUUGGAUGAGCUGAAGCGCCUUGCUCUUCGCAAGCAGGGCCUUCAAGCUGGAAUCCCUGUCGAUGUAAUCCUUCGAUCGGCCCGGUAUACAUACGACCACACACCAGACUCUGAGUCGCGACUCCGCGCUCACUUUCUAGCUCUGAUAAUCCGAAGUCGCAAGACUUUCAAGCGGAGUGGAACCAUGCAGAUGGAGAUGGAGAGCGGCGGCAAAUUGUUUUUCGAUCUUUUCGUGGCAAUGUGCAACCAUAUUGACGAUGUCGUCGAGAUCAGGUACGCCUUCCAACUUUCCUGA
Messenger RNA from Arthroderma uncinatum, 798 nucleotides. RefSeq lists its product as uncharacterized. The coding region runs from base 1 to 798 and encodes 265 amino acids. Gene Ontology annotation, molecular function: protein binding. Lineage: Eukaryota; Fungi; Ascomycota; Eurotiomycetes; Onygenales; Arthrodermataceae. The record is from RefSeq and is a predicted model, not a curated record. The transcript is spliced from 3 exons.